AUUCCUUUAAUUUUGAUUUUGAUUCUUUAAAUUGUGUUAAUUUAGUUGAAUUGCUAUUUAUUUGCGAUUUUAAUAUAUUUACAACAGUUUAAUGUCUUUCCACUAUCCACGUAGAGUAAAAGAUUUACCUGCUUUGGAACCGGAUUCUGACGAAGAAGAUGUUAAUCAGGAUAGGCCUAAAAAUGGGGAUGAACUUCAAAAAAGUGGAUCGAAGAAUCAUUUAGCUGUGAUAGAAGCACCACCAAAAGUAUUUGGAGCUUUUAGCAACAUGCGAAUGUUCCCUAAGCGGUCCUCAGAAUUACCCACCCUCGAUUCAGAUGAGUCCGAAGAAGAAGAAAACCCCAAAACUGAUAAUCUUAAUUGUGCUAUAUUAAAUGAUUCCUUUAUCAUGAGUCCUGCGGACAAUUCUGUACUAAAAACACCAGGCCCGCCAUCAGGUGUUAAGAAAAAGCGUGCUGUUGGCAAUCUGUCAUUUCUUACAGACUUUAAUAAAUUGGCAUUAAACACUGAGGGCAAGGAAAAUGUAAAUAAAACUGAAGAUUUGUUAACAGCGGUGGUAGAAAAUAUACAACCAAAUGCCGCCAGUACCGCAAGAAAGCCACAUGUAAGCCGAGCAGUCACUUCAUGCCCUCUGCAAAGUAUACAGGAAGACAAGGUGGCAAACGAUAACCUUACCGGAGAUAUUGGCCGCAAAAGUAAUGAAAACUGUGCUGGAGCUGUUUUACAACGUUUUAAUUCUGAUCCUACGCCACAGAAAAAUGACAAGUAUUCAGAUUUAGAAACACCACUUCGGCAAAAUAACAACACAGCACUGAUUCCUGCAGUAGCACCGACAAAUGACGGCAUUGCUGAUUCGCAAUUUGCCACACCACAAAUUCGAUCUUUCUCAGUCCAGCGGAGGCCACGAGGCUUGUGUUCGACGCAGUCUCAAAAGGAGCGUACGGCAAUUGCAAAUGAGUUUCGUUCUCAGAAGGUUCUGUUUCAAACGCCAAUGGCUAUAACGCGCGCACCCGUCGUGUGUUUACCUAAUGAUAGUAUUACUUUAUCCCUUUGUGAUUCCAUAAAUGGUGCUGAAACUACUCCCAAAACUACAGAAAAAAUACAACAGAAUACUGAGAAAAAUGAUGUAGUUAAGCAAGAGGUAAUUGUUAAAUCAAAGAAGUCACUGGAGAAUGCUUUUUCAAAAUCAGAUAAACUGGAGGAACCAGAUGGAAAGAACCCACCUAACACGAAGAGUUCAGAAUCCAAAGAAAAAGAGGGUAAUUUGCACAUUAAUAAUUCGGAUUAUACAAUUAUUAAAAAAAUCGGUUGUGGAGGCUCCAGUUCCGUUUAUUUGGCAAAAAGAAAUUCGGAUGGUACUGAAUGCGCGUUAAAGGUUGUCGAUUUGCGCGGUGAUCCAGUUGUUGUUGAAGGCUAUUUAAAUGAAACAAAACUAUUGGCAAAACUUCAAGGAAACAUCUGUGUGGUAGCACUCUAUGAAUAUCAGUUAUUGCGUAAUGAGUCAAGACUCUUUCUCGUCAUGGAAAAGGGAGACUCGGAUCUGCAUAAAAUUUUACAGACAUAUACUACGAAUCUGCCACUAUAUGUACUUAUGAAUUUUUGGUAUCAAAUUUUGCAAGCGGUUAAUUACAUUCACCAAAAUGGCGUCAUACACUCCGACUUGAAGCCAGCAAAUUUUUUAAUGAUAAAUGGUCGUUUGAAAUUAAUAGACUUUGGUAUUGCCAGCAACAUUGCACUGGACUCAACGAGUAUAAUCAAAUUUUCUCAAGCCGGAACAUUUAAUUAUAUUAGUCCGGAAGCUCUUACCGACACAUCCACGGGAUCUAGCCCGAUGCGCAGUAAUCAACCAAAAAUAAAGAUAUCAACUAAAUCUGAUGUUUGGUCGCUUGGAUGCAUACUAUACUUAUUACUUUAUAAGCGCACUCCAUUCUCGCAUAUCAAAAAUAUCUAUGCCAAAAUCAAUGCAAUUACAAGUCCUACCACAAACAUAGAAUAUCCUACAAUUCCUUUAUAUUAUCCAGCAAUGCUUGUGCACAUGGCAAAAAAUUGCUUACAGCACAAUCCAAAAAAGCGUCCAUCUUGCGCUGAACUACUACAGUAUCCGUUUAAUAUGGUUAUACCGAUACAAAAUUUAGCGGUACCAACUACGAUUAAAGAGAAAAAUUAAAGCUCAAUAUACAUAUAUAUAUAUAUAGCGUAGAGAUUAAAAUCAUGUUUUAGUUUAUAUUAUAUCCUAAUUUAUCCCUAAAUUAUGUAGGCCACACAUCUGUAAACUACAAAUGCUUCUUCAUUUACAUAUAUACUAUUUAUAAAUAUAAGAACAGAGAAAUAAUAAAUAUUUUUCAAAAUAUACGUGCUAACGAACAAGCAAAACAUAAUUGAAAUUCUAAUCUAUCACCUCAUAAAGCAUAAUAGAGGACAAAGCAGGUGUAUAUCACAUAAACUUAAAUAAUGAAAUGAAAAUUGAACAGCAAGCGAUUGUGGUCGAAAAACGAGGCAGCAAAAGAAAAUACCGGUGGCCAUACACCUAAAAUGCUGCGGCAAAUGCUAGGGUAUCCAAUGCUUUUAAGAUAAACCACAUUAAAAUGAAAGUCGAUAUGUUCGUUAUAAUUUAAAUAUGUUUAUUUUUGUUUAUCAUAAUAUAUCAUUCUGCCAUAAAUUCCUCAAACUGUACUCCUACAAUUUUCUUAUUACUUGAUCUGCCAUCAAGUACAAUUUAACCAUUACUAUAUGUUUAAAUAUAAUCCAACACUGAUCCAUCCAAUCGCGUGUAAAAACAUGGUUACUUGUUAACGCUGGUAAUACUGCCUAAAUAACUUGCAUUUCCCAUUUAUUUAUUUCACUAAACCCAUUCAAAGGAAGCAGCAAUAUAAUACUUAAACCGCUUCACUCUUCUAAUCGAAAUUAUAUCGGCUGAUUUAUUUUCAGUUUUAAGAUUCUCUGUUUACCUACAUUGUGUUUGCAUACAUAUUUCUCCUUUAUUUAAUAUCGAUAUUUUUUUAGUUUUUAUUAUUAUUAUUAUUUUUUUUUUUUUU
Messenger RNA from Bactrocera dorsalis (oriental fruit fly), 3035 nucleotides. It is a transcript of the gene Mps1, whose product is annotated as dual specificity protein kinase TTK. Gene Ontology annotation, cellular component: spindle; kinetochore; nucleus. The transcript is spliced from 8 exons. Bases 92 to 2167 code for a protein of 691 amino acids. The record is from RefSeq and is a predicted model, not a curated record. Gene Ontology annotation, molecular function: protein serine/threonine/tyrosine kinase activity; ATP binding; protein serine/threonine kinase activity. Gene Ontology annotation, biological process: mitotic spindle assembly checkpoint signaling; chromosome segregation; protein localization to kinetochore. Lineage: Eukaryota; Metazoa; Arthropoda; Insecta; Diptera; Tephritidae.